This is a messenger RNA of Acipenser ruthenus (sterlet), 1400 nucleotides long. It is a transcript of the gene gins2, whose product is annotated as GINS complex subunit 2. NCBI's taxonomy places the organism in Eukaryota, Metazoa, Chordata, Actinopteri, Acipenseriformes, Acipenseridae. The coding region runs from base 284 to 844 and encodes 186 amino acids. Gene Ontology annotation, biological process: DNA replication; double-strand break repair via break-induced replication. Gene Ontology annotation, cellular component: nucleus; GINS complex. The record is from RefSeq and is a predicted model, not a curated record. The transcript is spliced from 5 exons.
CUGCAAAUGUACAUUCAAAUAUGAAACAUGACCAGACUCUGGAGGUAAAAUCCAAUUAGGUGUCUAGUGUUUUAACUCCAAAAGAGGGUAAGGCAGGAAAUGCAUGAAUAAUAAAGCACUGUCAUUAGAGCUGCUUAAAAAAAACGAGAGGAUAGGAGGAGCUGAUUCGUCAUUCACUUCCAGGUUACUCUGAACGGCGACGCGGGAACUUUACAGCAGUAGUUCCUUAUUACUAGAUAUCUAUGCACUGUCCGGACGGUUGUUUUAUAAAUAUAAUCGUGAGAUGGAUCCCUCAGAGGUCGAGUUUCUGGCGGAAAAGGAGAUGGUGACCAUCGUUCCGAAUUUCAGUCUCGAUAAAAUAUAUUUAAUUGGGGGAGACCUUGGCCCCUUCAACCCAGGGCUGCCUGUGGCUGUGCCGGUCUGGCUGGCGAUCAAUCUGAAGCAGAGGCAGAAGUGCAGAAUCAUUCCCCCCGAGUGGAUGGAUGUUGAAAAACUAGAAGAGAUCAGAGAGCAGGAGAGGAAGGAAGAAACUUUUACUCCGAUCCCCAAUCCGUACUACAUGGAGCUGACCAAGUUAUUGCUAAACCAUGCCUCCGACAAUAUUCCAAAAGCUGAUGAGAUCAGAACCCUGGUGAAGGACACAUGGGACACUCGCAUCGCCAAGCUGCGCCUGUCUGCAGACAGCUUCGUCAGUCAGCAGGAAGCACACGCCAGGCUGGAUAAUCUCACCCUGAUGGAAAUUAACACAAUCGGGACCUUCCUCACAGACUCCUUGAACCACAUGUACAAACUGCGCACCAACCUGCAGCCUGGCAAGGAGGCCGGCAAGUCCCAGGACUUCUAGAACACCGCCCCCUAUUGGUCAUUAGAGGAAUGGGAUCAUCAAGACUUUACAGACCAGCAAUGGACUUUAAGAACAUAGCAAUCAGAAGGCAAAUAUGGAUUCUGUUUUGGCAGUGACCUUAAGCAGGCACAGGAAUUUAUUAAAGCAAUGAAAUCUGCUAUGAAAACAGCAGUUUUAUGGACAAGGCUUUCAAUUUGGAGUUUCAUCAUAAACUAUAUAUUUGUGUAUAUAGGUGCCUUUACCUGUAGCUAACAUUUGACUUCCUUUUUGAAAUUUGAACCUGUCUAAACUUCAGGAUUUAGUAGAACCCUAAAUCCAAGAUAAUAUUGUAAAAUGAAUAAUACAAUUAUACAGUACUGUGUCAGAUUUAAGAAUGUUACUCCACUUCCCUUUUAAUAGCACGAUUUGAUUGGAAUUUAAAUGUAAAAUUGGUAACGUAGAUUAAUUACAAUUGUAUAUAAUGUAUGCGCUUGUUUUUCUUGUGUGUAGUUUCUGUUAUUUACUGUUUUAGUCUUAAAGGAUUUUCUAUAUAAAAAUAAAAAAAUCAUUCAUUGGA